AUGGCAUCCUUCAUGCAGUCUCUGCCGGUCUGCUCGGCUUCUCGCAAGCAGUCAACCGCUGUUCCCUUCUAUCUGCACAAAGCUUCACAAUCCAGAGUCUCGUCAGGGACGCGUAGCUCCUUCUCCUCGCUAUGUUCUUCCGCUAGAUUGACCCCCUCUCAACUCACUUCUCGUCACUCCUCCCAAAUCAUCUCUCAGCCCCAGGUUGCCGCCCAGCAAUGUCGGACUUUCCUCGUUCAACUCAAGCGGCAAUCUCAGACACUCAAGGAAACCCCGGUAUCGCAACCGCCGCCCAACCUGCAACUCACGAACCUCCCUUAUUUCAUCCGUCGCACAGCCUCCAACCAGCUCCCCGUAUAUCUCGUCACUAAAGCCGGCGGUACCAAGCAACAAACCAAGCUCCAGAAGACUGAAGGCGAUUUGGAUGCCCUGAGGAACGAUCUGGCGCAGUACCUGGGACUGGAGUCGGGUGACCCCCGCGCUCCCAAGAGCCCGGAUGUGACUAUUAACCGUCUUAACGGUCAUAUCAUUGUCAAGGGCUGGCGCAAACCUGAGAUCCUGAAGUUCCUCCAGGAACGCAACUUUUAA
Molecule: messenger RNA, 588 nt
Organism: Aspergillus vadensis CBS 113365
Lineage: Eukaryota; Fungi; Ascomycota; Eurotiomycetes; Eurotiales; Aspergillaceae
Product: mitochondrial 54S ribosomal protein mL49
Exons: 3
Coding region: 1-588 (195 amino acids)
Biological process (GO): translation
Cellular component (GO): ribosome; mitochondrial large ribosomal subunit
Molecular function (GO): structural constituent of ribosome
Source: RefSeq, a predicted model, not a curated record